ACAGAUGCAAACAACGGGUUAAAAAGCCUAAAUAAAACAAUUGUCAAUUGUUAGGCCUACAGCACAUCGUAAACACAAUAGGAACUUUAAAUAUUACGAUUCAGAAUAUAGUGUGCGUAGUGAAGAUUGGUGAGCAUUAACUGGCACACAAAUCUGAGCCUGAAUAGCGCCAAGAAACCAUACACGUUUUAGCGUUCAACGGAAGCUGUAGUUAUGAAGGACAGAUCCCGGCUGAAGUUCAGAAGUAAACGUGCUUGUUUAAAUACAGCGAUUCAAAUAAUCAAGGUUUUGAUAAUAUAACUUAUAGAAUUUUAUAAUGUCUAUGAAAUUGGAUGAUCCGACAACACACGGUUGGUCUAUAUACGAUCAUAUCGAAGAGUAUAAAGGAAAACUUGGUCUGAAAGAAAGGGAUCACCGAGCAUACUAUGAGAGUUCUCAAUUCAACAAGAAAAUGAAUGAGGAGGAGAUUUCGAUUCUUCGUCGCAAUCUUAAAAUGAAAAGGGUUGAUCUCUCUGAACACACUCUCAAUGGAGAUAAACGAGUUAUUGUUAAUGCUUUCACGGGUCGGAAAAAGGAUCAACUCGCCUUCCGAAGAAAAACAGCCGAGACUGCUGUAGCUGAGAUGGAUCAAAAAACAUGCGAGAAAGUGAAGUUGUUAAACGCGUUAACUUACGAACGUUGUCAGAAAGAGAAACGCGUUCAGGAGUUACAAGCUGUACUUGAAAGAUCCCAGACGCAGGCUGACAACGAGGAGGAUAUGUUCGAGAAAAAUGAAUUAAAGUCUAUCCGCAUCAUCGAAAACAACUUGGAAAAGGCUGACAUGAAGUAUCGAACAGCAAAAAAAAUCCAAGUGAACUACAAAGAGAUUGUCAAGUGUCUAGAAGAGGAAAGUUUGACGUUUCCAAGGAAACUAAGGGCGCUGGAGAAAGCGUUGCAACAUCAAAUCAAGGAACUGGAAGAACUUAAAAAUAUCAACAAAGAUGCUCACCUAAAAAAGGAUGUUGCUAGGGCUGAGCUUAGUGAAAUCGAACAACAAAUUAUGGAGGCCAGACGAUCACGCGAGAAGAAACUUUCUCAGACGAAGAAGAAGGCAGAAAAACAAAAAGAAAUUGCCGACAAAGUUGAUCGACGUGCCAGAGCUUUUCUGCAGACGGAUGAGGCAAUCAUCGAUCCACAGCAGAAAGCGAAACAAGACGAAAGUAGCUGGGUCAGAAUCACCAGCUACGACGAUGCUUUCCAGCGAAUCAAGGACGCCACUGGUGUGUCGGACACCAAUGAGAUACUGCAGAGGUUCCAGGGACAAAACCAUACCAUGGACCAUCUGGAGAAGCAGAAGGUAUCAGUCGAAAAACAGAAGAACUGGCUGCAAGAGCAGAAGAGUCAGCAGCAGAAGCAGUAUGAAGCUAUGAAAUACAGUGGAGAAAGCAAUAUGUCCCAGGGUGAACAGAUGCUGGAGAAGAUGCAUGACCACCUGAAACAUCAGACGGAGAGGGCGGCUUCCCUCAAAACGCAAGUCGAUAACGCUACGCGUACCACAGUAGACGUAACGAGUGGCAUCGAGCAUCUCUAUGAAACGCUGAAAGACGUCAAACUAAAACCACCGAUGCGAAACAACGCCUUCAGCGGUGACUCAAUCGAUCAGCUAAGUGUUUCAACGAAAAAGCUCAUCAAUCUCAUGUCGAUGAUUACGAAACCAAAAGAUAUCAAAAUUCGACAGACUACUGAAUUUAGCGAAUUCAUGGAGAAUCGUCUGCCAAAUGAAAAUCUACGCAUUCGUCUACAGGAUACAGUAUCUUACCCUGAUGAUGAAUUCGGUUACGACAGUCAGGAUAAUGAAGAUAUGCUGACAAACAACGACAUUAAAUUACAAGCACAGUUAUUGAUGGACCAGAAAAAGUUCAAGAAACGCACAAGACGAGGAAAAAGACGCUAAAAUAACAACACUAUCUUCCUUUAUAAUA
Messenger RNA from Anneissia japonica, 1961 nucleotides. Its product is annotated as coiled-coil domain-containing protein 151-like. Gene Ontology annotation, cellular component: cilium. Bases 317 to 1933 code for a protein of 538 amino acids. Gene Ontology annotation, biological process: cilium movement; outer dynein arm assembly. Lineage: Eukaryota; Metazoa; Echinodermata; Crinoidea; Comatulida; Comatulidae. The transcript is spliced from 13 exons. The record is from RefSeq and is a predicted model, not a curated record.